CUUGGGAAAUGAAUUGGCUGAAGAGUCGGUCUUCUUCCUCCGCUUCCUCCACUCAUGGAGAGGAGUCACAAGAGAACAAAGAAACACAGAGUCAAGCCACCCCAAGUGAAGAAGAAGUUAGGAGAAAACGACUUGCAAGAUUUGAAGUACUUAACAAAGGAACCUCGCGUUCCACUGUGGAACCUAAAGAGCAACAAACCACUGCAAGCAAAAAAGAAUCCUUUUCCAAGGAACAAGCAGACAGCCAUAUUCAGUCUUCAAGUACAAGUUCAAUGCAUAGAAACCAAACUUCUCUGGCCAGUUCUAAUGAUAAAAACUUUGUAGCUGCAGUUCGUUCUUCUUCCACUGCUGUAGCUUCCACCCAAGGCAGCAAACAGAGUUUAGAACAAUUACAGGAACAGAUUAUAUGCAGAAUUCUUAGAAUAACGUUGAAUGAACAAACGAGUUCAGAAGAGCUGAUUUUUAUGAAGGAUUUGAAAGAGGAAUGGCUUACAGAAAAAAGUAGUUCGGAAGUGCUGGUUACUAAAGACAGAGCAGACAGAAUAAUAUUUGAAAGACUAUUACAAACGGGGUCUGGUUUAGACCCUCUUCGUUACUUGUUGGAAUCAUAUCAGAGAGCUGCCGACCAGGAAUCCCUCUUAUCCAUAUCCUUUAGUGCAGAAGUGAAGCAGCCUUUAUUAGAUACUGUUACGUUUGUAAAGAAAUUGAUAGUUUCUUAUUUAGGAUUGUUAUUGAGUAAUUCGGAAUUGUUCUAUACGGAUUCACCCAUGUAUCGUUCUGCGCACUUUAUGGAAGCCUUAGUGGAAGAUAGAAUACCUGCAGGUUUACUAAAAGAUAUAGUGACAAGAUUUGAAGAGGAAGAUGAUAACACUCUAGCUGAAAUAUUUUAUCCAAUUAUGGAACUUUUAUGUUCUAAAGCAAUGAAAACAUCUCUGCUCAAGGGAAACUUUGCAGCAGCAUUGAGAGCUUUGGGAGGCUUACUUUCUUUCAAGUCACUUGCCAUUUUGUUCACUCGUCAUCGUAACUUUAACUUGAGUGAAGAAAGAAUAUCUCAGCCCUCUGUAACGGGUAGAAGUAUGGAAAUGGAAACCUUGCUGGGUCCCUUCUUCCGCCUAACAGCGUUGAAAGAUGAUGACGAAAUAGCCAAUACUCUCUUUAGCAAUCCACGGAAAAGGACUCGACAAGAUGUGGAUCAGUCUAUGUCUUCUCUAAGAGCUUCUCUGAAAGUUUUAAGACAUGGCCUACAUGAGAUUCUGUUGUCCCUUUUAAAGGCUAGUCCCGAAUCUCGCGAAUCUGUCUUGAAAUGGUUUGCCACUUUUUUACAUUUCGAUAAGGAGCGUGUCAAGCUACAAGCGGAUUAUAAGAAACUUGCAACCGAUGGGUUUGCGAUGAAUGUUUUAUCUGUUCUACUUUUGCUGAGUCAACCUUUUGCUGAUCCUCGUUCUCCUAAAUUGGAUAAUAUAGACCCUACUUUUUGUGUUUCCAAACAUCGAAUCGAUUAUUCUGGAGAAACGAGGUUGGCUGUGGAUAGUGAAGAUCUUGCUAGAUGGGUAGAUCCAAAGAAUCCCAAUGCGCAAGUUAGUUUUCAGAAUAUGAAGAGACAGCAAGCUAUGGAACUUGCCAAUAGUGGAACAAGCACCUUUUCAGAUCAGAAGACGGACUCUAUACAAGUGAAGGACCAAUAUCAUUUCAUUACGGAAUGUUUCUUCCUCGCCUUACGUUCUUGUCAGUUGGUAUUUGGUGGAACCAUUCAAAUGUAUCAAGAACAUAUUUUAAGAGGUAUGCAACAUUUAUAUUCGUUACAGAGAGAUAUGGAAUCCAGUCAAAUGAGUGCAAGCAGUAGAGGAGGACCUUUAGCUUCCAUUAUGGAAGCAAGACUGAACGAAGUUAAUAGACAGUUGGACUUAUUGAUCGUUCAAAAGCUUUCGUAUGAUGUAUAUUUACAAGAUGAGGAGUUGUUAUCGCUUUUGCUCCAAUUUUGUGCAACAGUAGCUUCAUGGCUUUUGAGAAUUGCCUUUGGAAAUCAAAUAAGGUCAAGUCAAGACUUGAAACUUCCAUUACCAACUCCACCACCCACAUUGUUAUGUACGCUUCCAGAACAUACUGUAGAAGUAGUUGCCGAUGCGCUUUUAUUUUGUGCCCGUUUUUGUCCAUCGACUUUAGAUUCCGUCUCAUUUAUUCAUCAUGAAAUGUUAGGCUUUCUUUGUGCUAUAGUUUCAUCACCCCUUCAUGUUAGAAACCCUUAUUUGCGUUCCAAGUUUGUGGAAUUUCUUUGGGCUAUUUUAGGUGAUCCACCUUCUCCACAAAGUCCACAAGAAGAGUGGAUCAGUCGAAGUACUGCGUGGACGGCAUCUUUCGAGUCCAAUCCAGUAUGUCAAAAAUAUUUGCCAGGAGCACUGGUUCGUUUGUAUGUAGAAGUGGAACAUACGGGAAGUCAUUCGCAGUUCUAUGACAAGUUUUCUAUUCGUUAUCAUAUCACAUGUAUCUUUUACUACAUGUGGCACUUAUCAACAUAUAGAACUUCCAUUCGUUAUGAAGCAGAGAAUGAGUCAGUAUUUGUGAAGUUUGUCAAUAUGUUAUUGAAUGAUGCAACUUAUUUAUUGGACGAAGCUUUGGGUGACUUGACAGAGAUUCAUUCAUUACAAGAACGCUUGGAUGAGAAUGGUUCGUCAAGUGAUUCUACAGAACGACAAGAACAGCAGUCCCGAUUGUCGCAAUUGGAACGGCAAGUAAAGUCGUAUAAUUUGUUGUCACAUUCUAGUGUGAAUAUGUUGCAUUUUUUAACCGAAGACGAUAGAGUUCGCAAAGUUUUCUUGAAGCCGGAAAUGGUCACUCGAUUAGCUGAAAUGCUCAAUUAUUUCUUAUUGCAGCUUUGUGGCCCAAAAUGUCAGUCUUUGGUGGUACGUAAUAGGGAACAAUAUGCUUGGGAACCUCGCGUAUUGUUAACUCAAAUUGUUGGAAUCUAUUUACAUUUCCGAGAAGAAGAAGAUUUUGCAAAGUCUGUGGCCAAAGAUGGUCGAAGUUAUAGUCAAGAAUUAUUUGAAAGAGCGUUAGACAUUGUCCACCGUCGUCGAUUACUUUCAGAUGAAGAAUGUCACGAGUUGCAGCUCAUGAUGAAACGCUUUCAGGAGUUUGAAAAGCUGGAGUCUGAAGAUGAAGAUCUUGUUCGAAAUGCUCCGGAAGAAUUCCUUGAUCCUAUCAUGGCCACCAUUAUGAGAGAGCCUGUGUUGUUACCGACAAGCCGAACUAUUGUUGAUCUUUCCACUAUUUCGCGUCAUUUAUUGAGUGACCCUAGUGAUCCAUUUAAUCGGGAGUUUCUUAGUAUGGAAAUGUUACAACCUCAAGAAGAGUUGAAACGAAGGAUUGAAGAUUAUAUUGCAUCUAAACAGAAGAAAUAAAAGAUUUUAUUCUUCGUCGUCAUGUAAUUUUAACAA
Messenger RNA from Galdieria sulphuraria, 3434 nucleotides. RefSeq names its product ubiquitin conjugation factor E4 B. Gene Ontology annotation, cellular component: nucleus; cytoplasm; ubiquitin ligase complex. Bases 9 to 3398 code for a protein of 1129 amino acids. Gene Ontology annotation, biological process: protein polyubiquitination. Gene Ontology annotation, molecular function: ubiquitin-ubiquitin ligase activity. NCBI's taxonomy places the organism in Eukaryota, Rhodophyta, Bangiophyceae, Galdieriales, Galdieriaceae. The record is from RefSeq and is a predicted model, not a curated record. The transcript has 4 exons.